AUUAAUGUCUUCAAAGUCCUCUACUUCAUCUGAAGAAGAUGAAAACUUUAUUAAAGAUGUUGAAGAUCAAAAAGUGUUGGAAGUUCUGACAUCUCACUCAAAAUUUAAAAGUCUCGAUGAUUUAGUGGAACUUCGUUGGUAUUGUAUGCUUGUACUGAUCAUGGCAGAAAUUACUGCUUUCACUGCGUUAGCCAGUGUCAUGGUGAUGGUAUUUGCAGGAGCAAACCCAACAGUUGUCGGAUGUGACAACACCGUUGUAAACGGGUGUCAUGAGUAUUAUUCUCUCAAAAAUCGUUCGGGAUGUACACCAGUUCUUGAAUAUCAAUUUGAAUCAGUACAAGUUGAGUUUAAUUACAUUUGUGAUGACGCCAAAAAAGUGAAGAACACAAUCACAAUUCAAACAUUUGGAGUAUUGGUUGGUGCUGCUAUAUUUGGACAAGUAUCUGACAAUUUCGGAAGAAGAAAAGCUCUAAUUAUCUCAUGUAUUGGAAAUGCAAUUUUCAAUCUGAUAUCUUCCUACUCGCCAAGUUUAUUCUACUUCAUGCUAUGGCGCACUGUUUCAGGAAUUUUCGCAGGAGGUCUUACUGUAGUUCAAAUGGUGUACAUGGUUGAAAAUAUUCCCAGACAUCAUCGUAUGUGGAUUCAGAACUCUAUUACCUGGUCACCCAACUUGAUAAUUUUCCCGUAUAUUGCAUACUUGGCACAGAAUUGGAGAACACUUUCAGUUGUUAUUUCAGCCACUUCUGUUCUUUCAUUUUUGGCAUUGAUGCUCCUCGAAGAAUCGCCUCGUUGGCUCGUUCAGAAGGGAAAACUCGAAGAAGCACGUAGAUUGCUGAUCAAAAUUCGAAAAACCGACGGUCUCUACACAUCAGAUUUCGAAAAAGAUCUCGACGAAGUUCUAAAAAUUGAAGCGGAAAAGCAAGUGAUCAGCUCAAAAAAAUCGAAGAAAUACACGUUUAUUCAUUUGUUCUGUACAUGGAAAAUGAUUGCACAGACAAUGACAUUUAUUGUUGGAAUUAUCUGCACAAAUUUCAUCGUCUACGCACUAUUGUACAAUAUGGAAAAGUUGUCAGGAUCACUGUACUGGAACAGUGCGAUUAUUGGGGCCGCUCGCUGGGUAGUCAACAUUGUUGUGAGCAUUGCUGAUUAUCAGCUCCCAUGGUUUGGACGUCGGUUGAUUAAUCAUAUAUCAAUGAUAUUCACAUUAGCCAGUUUGGCAAUUGUUGCCGGAUAUGUUUACAUUGGAAAUGGUGGAUAUGUUGUUGCAAUUGGAACUACUGUAGCUCUUGCUAUGUGCUCACAACUUUUCAUUGCAAAAUAUUUGAUGGUUAAUGAGCUGUAUCCAACGGCUGUAAGAAAUUUGGCAGUAUCUGCUGUUUCAACAAUGAGCAGAGUUGGAGGAAUGUUUUCACCACAGUUGUUUUACUUGAGUGACAUAGCUGAGUGGAUCCCGUACGCAGUUCUAGUUGGAUUCCAACUUGUUGACCUAGUCUUGUUCUGUAUAACAAUUCCAGAAACAAAAGGAGUUCAUUUGGAAAAUCAUCUACCUCCAGAGCAUAAGCGAAUUUUUGGAAAACGAUCUUAAAAAGCUUUAAUUUUUGCAUUCAGUUGUUUUUUCUUUUGAAACUUGUUUUGAAUACUGUUUAAUAAUAAUCCUACAAUGAAUAAAUUUUCUAGAAAUAUUG
Caenorhabditis elegans is the source of this 1685-nucleotide messenger RNA. It is a transcript of the gene oat-1, whose product is annotated as Major facilitator superfamily (MFS) profile domain-containing protein. The record is from RefSeq and is marked reviewed. NCBI's taxonomy places the organism in Eukaryota, Metazoa, Nematoda, Chromadorea, Rhabditida, Rhabditidae. The transcript has 10 exons. Bases 5 to 1585 code for a protein of 526 amino acids.